ACCCCGGUCCUCAGUCGACUCAGGUGACUGGCCCGAUUUCUCUGAGAGAUUGAUUGAAUCAGACAGGUAGCCCGACAGGGCUGUGCAACGCCAUGUCUGGGCAUCUAUCAUCCGACCAUACUCGCUCCCUCUCGCAGUCUUCGCGACCCUCGUCCCAACAAGUCGAUCCGAUGCAUCAUCGCUCAAUGUCUGCUCGCUCUUCCAACCCCAAUGUCUUUUCCGACGAGUAUUCUUUAGAACCCAUCGAUCCCGAAUACAACACUUUCAUUCCUCGCAGUCCGUCUAUCUCUUCUAUUGCCUCCUCCAACACCCUCCGUGGGUCGGUACCCCAACAGCAGCAGCAGCAGCAGCAGCCCAAAGCCUACAACACCAUUCCCCCCACUGACGCCGAGUUGAACGAGGACCCCUUCGGCGAUGAAGCUCGAGUCUCCUUCGAUGAGACUCCCCACCGAUCCAGUCUCCCUCCGAAGGGGCUGGAUUUAACGCAUCGCAACUCGGUCGCGUCCACCGCUCCUUCCAUCACCGGUCGCAGCCAAAGUGCUUCUUCGCGUUUCUCCAUGCCCGUCCGGGCAAUGAGCCCCUACACCGGAGCAACCGGUCCCAGCCAUCCGUAUGCGAUGUACCCGCAGGUCGGCGUUAGUCGCUCUCCCAGUGUGGCCACGACGUCGACGUUACGGCCGAUGGACCGACCGUUGGAGGAUACGAGUGCACCACAGCAUCCAUAUGCCAUGUACUCGCAGAAUGUGGUGGCUGAGGAGGACGGGAUCGACAAUUCGAUGGUGCCUCUUGGCUUCCCCGGACACAACCAGCAAGCCUACCAGCGACCGCCUAACCGGGCGGAUGACGACAUUGGCGACCUGAUCGGACCGGACGGCCACACCGAACAGCUUCCACCUUACUCUCGUUAUCCCGAAAAUGCUGUCCCUAAAGUGGAAGGCACAUUUGCGACCGUCAAUGAUGCUGGCAUCAUGCAGGACGAAACCGUUCACCAUGAGCGUGCUGGACCACCAAUGUCGGAGGUUUCCUCGAAUACACUAGUGGUGGAGGAUACGCCAAGUAGAGAAGGUAACCGAGGGGUGGAAGAGCCCCCAGUCACUGGGGUAAUGGCAUUCGAAGAGAAAUUGAAGAGCAAAGGCAAAAAAAAGGCCUGUUGUGGCCUCCCGGUCUGGACGCUUGUUUUGGUGGGGGUGGUGAUGCUUGUGGGAGGAUGCAUUGGGGGUAUCAUUGGCGGCGUCUUAGGGGCCAGAAAGGCGGCCGAGCAAGAACACACCUCGCCAAGCCGUCCGCAUAUCGUGACGGUGACAGAGACUCCCAGGAUGGACGCAACUCCGGUUACGGCUACGCCCACCAAUCUGCUUACUCUUCCCACUGGGCAAUACGCAAUUCCUGCCUCUCCUAAGAAUCAGUCGAAAUUCUGUGUGGCCGACUCGGAUUACCGGGUGUCGUGGGGUUGCCUCAAUUCGGGAAAGAUCCCCGUGGUGGUUGGGGGUACGGACGAGCAGCGCAACAUUACGUUUGAAGACUCGUACGACUCGGCCUAUACUUCAUCGCUUACUUACGGCGCCCAGCAACCCGUCUUUUCUAACCCCACUCAAAAUCUGACCAUGAUGAUGGACUCCAAUGAUCUUAGUUUUGGUCCUGCUUUGACCUUCAUGACGUUCUACGACAAGCUUGUCAUUGUGCCGCAGGACAGCUUCCCGUCAAGCUCUUCCUCUAAACGGGACUAUGUUACGGAGGACGAAGUCGUGGCGAGCAUGCUGAGCCGCAAGGACACUGCGCAGGCCGGGGAUAAGCCAUGGUUCUGUUGGUGGAACAGUACGGUGAUAGAGUUCUUCUUGUACAUCAACGAGACGACCAAGGAGUACCAGUAUAGCAGCAGCGCAAUUGUGACGACGACGACCUCGUAUGCUGCGCAAGCCACACAAGGGAGCUCGAAUUCUUACUCCCGGGCUAAGAGAGACUCUAGCAUACCGGACUACCCCCGUCGAAUCAAGAUGGAGGAGAAGCGCGACAACCCGUCGGCCGCGAAUCCAUACUGCCAGCAGAUGCAGGUUCUUGAUGAUGGACAAGUGGGCCCGAUAUCCCAAGAGACGGUCCAGAUCAAGGUGGUUCAACCCACGCCGACGACGACGAUUGAAGCCGCCACCGGGACGUCGCAGACAUAUACGGCCAAGGCCGAGUAUGAGAGUGUUUGCUACUGCGUCUCUCUGACUGACUGAAGCGAGAUGAAGAUGAACGAGAGCGACUUUUUUCAACGUGGCCUUGCGACCGCGGCGUCGGCGUUAACCCCGGUGGUGGGAACAAUUUCUUUCUCGACUCA
Aspergillus sclerotioniger CBS 115572 is the source of this 2320-nucleotide messenger RNA. RefSeq lists its product as uncharacterized. Bases 93 to 2219 code for a protein of 708 amino acids. The transcript has a single exon. The record is from RefSeq and is a predicted model, not a curated record. NCBI's taxonomy places the organism in Eukaryota, Fungi, Ascomycota, Eurotiomycetes, Eurotiales, Aspergillaceae.